Bactrocera dorsalis (oriental fruit fly) is the source of this 2508-nucleotide messenger RNA. RefSeq names its product SHC-transforming protein 1 (gene Shc). Gene Ontology annotation, cellular component: plasma membrane. Lineage: Eukaryota; Metazoa; Arthropoda; Insecta; Diptera; Tephritidae. Bases 782 to 2185 code for a protein of 467 amino acids. Gene Ontology annotation, biological process: cell surface receptor protein tyrosine kinase signaling pathway; intracellular signal transduction. The record is from RefSeq and is a predicted model, not a curated record. Gene Ontology annotation, molecular function: receptor tyrosine kinase binding. The transcript has 7 exons.
UUUUCCUGUCAGUUGAUUCAAGUAACGCGAUAAUAACACACCACUAAAAUUCUAGUUGUGCAUUGCUUGUGCGGACAUUUCUUUUUGUUGUAAAGCAAUUUGUAGUGAGACAAUAUUUAAACGGCGUAAGACUAAUACAAAAAAUUGCUAAUUGGUUAAAAUACUUGCGCAGUGCAGAGUAAAUGUUACUAAAUCAAAGUUGUACAAGUGUUUACCAAUAACAAUAACAAGUCAAACUAAUUUGUUGUACGCGCAACACUACUUGCUAUUAGCCAGUACAUAGAUACUUAUAGGAAGCAGGUACCGACACACUCGUUCGCUUGUUAUGGCGUCCAGUGUCAGAUAAUGGCAGCGAAUUAUUAAAAAAUGUGAUAUUAUUGUGCAAGAAAUUGGCAAAAAAAGAAAGGAUUGAGCUAAGUGCUUGUGCAAAUAUUGUGAAAAUUAUAAAAAAUUCGUGUAUAUGAAAAAUUGCCGUGACUUGUGUGUUGAGUUAUUAAAUUUUCGCUUUGCUAUCUUUGCCUUUGCUUUGUGCAAGUGAAGGAAUUCGGCGUCGCUGCCGAUUGUGCGGAUUCUUGUGGUAAAGCAGGCUUAGCAGGCAACAGAUAUUUGGAAAACAUCAACGCUGACCGUUGACCAAUUGCAAGUGUAAAUUCCAGCGACGAUUCGAACAACAAUAACAAAAAGCGAAUGCGCACAAUAAAUGUGAAUUUCUGCCGCAAAAUCAACUGAAUAUUAUAAAUUCACGAAGGAGUCGGAAUUUUCCACUGUAAAGGACGGCAAAAUGCCACGCAAUGGCUGUGAGGCCAAUGGAGGCGUUGCUAACGAAGGUUGCGCUUAUCCCGAUGAGCUGAUCAUGGAGCAGGGCGUCUCCUUCAAUGUGCGGUACACCGGCUGCGUGGAGGUGAAAACUUCAAUGAAAUUGCUGAACUUCGAAACGAGAACCAAAGUUGCGCGUGAAUGCAUCAAUCGUGUCUGUGCAGCGGCUGGCCUCAAAUCGGCCGGCAAGCGACGCGUGGACAAGAAGAUAUUGCACUACAUCUCGGAUCGGCCGCACAUGCAGAAUGCCGGCACAAACGUCAUCAUCAACGUGUCAAGUCGUGCGCUGGAUUUGGUGAACGCCGAGACGGGCCAACGCAUAGCCAGUCACAAUAUGCCACACAUAUCUUUUGCAUCCGGCGGCGAUUCGGACACGUUGGACUUUCUGGCGUACAUCGCCAAGAAUGAGGACGAGUGGCGCGCCUGCUACGUGCUCGAGUGCAUCGGUGGACAGAGCGAAGACUUAAUAUUGACAAUCGGCAAAGCGUUCAUGUUGCGCUUUAAUGCAAUCAAGCACUUGAAAAGCCAAGCUGUUUUGAACCUCAACACGCCGGCGGAGAAUAUCAAGGACUACUACAAUGACUUGCCCGACAAAUUACCGCCGGACUUGCUGAGCGAGAACGAUCUGCCGCCGGAAUUACAAAAGCAAUUGCUGCUGCAACAUCAACAGCAGCAACAACAACAACAACUACAACAACAGCAGCAGCAACAAACACAAUUACCUCAACACCAAGUGGGCCAGCUGAAUUUGAAGAAGCCACGCGAUCGUCUCAGCAGUAAUCUCAUCGACCUAAACAGUCCACCGCCGGAUCAGACCACGACCAAAAUGAAUCUCAGCAAUUUCGAUCCAAUGGCCGAUACAGAGGGCGCUUGUGCGCAACCACAAGCACUCGUGCGUGACGUCUUCGAUAUGCAACCCUUUUCGCUGUCCGCCGAAGUGCAGCGCUCUCAACUCAACACCGAACUGUGGUUCCAUGCGGGCAUCAGUCGCCAAAUUGCCGAAGGUAUGCUCGAAAACGAUGGUGAUUUUCUUGUACGCGAGUCACAGGGUAAACAUGGUCAAUACGUGCUUACCGGUUUGGAGGUGAAGACACCCAAGCAUCUGCUGCUAAUCGAUCCGGAAGGCGUGGUGCGCACAAAGGAUCGCAUUUUCGACAGUAUUAGCCAUUUGAUAAACUAUCAUUGGGCUAAUGCUUUGCCGAUCAUUUCCGAAGAUUCUGAAUUGGUAUUACGCAAUCCCGUGUUACGGCAAACGGCCACACAGCAACAACAAGCACAAACAGCAAUUACAGCGCAUCAUCAUCAUCACACACAGCAACAACAACAACAGCAACAUGCACACCAUGCGCGUUCAGUUGUGAAUUCUUGAUGAACCCCCACGUGAGCCUGUAGAAAAUGUUGAGAUUCUUAGUGAUUAAGUACAUAUAAUACAUACAUACUAUAUAGUAGUUAGUAAGUAGUUAGUUUUAAGUUGCACGCAACGUGGACAAAACGUGAAAAAGUGUUUGUAUCAGAAUGUAUUUUGUAUGUGUAGUGUUAUGCGCAUAAUUUUCGUAAAUUUUUAAAAAUAUUUUUUUUUUUAUGUUUUUAUUAAAUGCUUUCAGUUGUAUUUUUAUUUGUUAUUUUUAGCAUUUUACUUUUCAUCAAUUAAACGCACAUUUGUUAGUAUUUUAUUACAAAAAAAAAUAAAUU